AUGGCCGCUGCACCAGACCCAAUGUCGAUGUCCACCAACCGCAUCUGCCUGCGCCGAUUAAUUCCAGAUGAUUUUCAGCUUCUCUGUUGCCUAAACAACGACGAAGGUGUAAUGGCAUAUCUAGACCAUGAACCACCCUCAGUGGAGGAAGUCAAUUUCGAAGUUCAGGACAUCAUUGACUACUACACCAGAUGGCCUAAGUUUGGCCGGUGGAUUGCCGAGAGCCCUAAAGGAGAAUUUCUCGGCUGGUUCUCUCUUGCAGGCCCUGAGCAGGAAAUGCCUGCUACGCUUGAAUUAGGCUACCGACUCCGUCGCCAAUAUUGGGGCAUGGGUCUUGCAACCGAGGGUACUCGUCUCCUUCUUGAGUAUGCAUUUUCGGAUAAUCCAAUGGUGGAGCGGGUUAUUGGAACCACGAUGUUUAUUAAUGAGCGGUGUCGGCAUGUGAUGGAGAAAUGUGGAAUGAGACAUGUAAAGACGUUUCAUCUUAGCUUUGAGGACCCGCUGCCUGGUACUGAGCAUGGCGAAGUGUUGUAUGAGAUUACCAAGGAAGAGUGGAAGAAGCAGCAUACCUAA
Molecule: messenger RNA, 573 nt
Organism: Penicillium samsonianum
Lineage: Eukaryota; Fungi; Ascomycota; Eurotiomycetes; Eurotiales; Aspergillaceae
Product: GNAT family N-acetyltransferase
Exons: 1
Coding region: 1-573 (190 amino acids)
Molecular function (GO): acyltransferase activity, transferring groups other than amino-acyl groups
Source: RefSeq, a predicted model, not a curated record